ACUUCCAAAGGUUUUUCAUUUUUAUUCCAAACCUCCAACGACAUCUAUCGGCCGCGCCUCUCUUCCCUGAGCCCCCAACCCAGAGGUCAACGUAUUCGGCUCUUUUCCCUUCUGUUGAACCGAUAGGUACCGAAGAUGAAGAAAAAAAGGCAAAAGCCUAUAACUGAUUUUAAACCUGAUACCGAUUUGAAGUCUAUCAUUCAUCAUCAUUCUCUGUUCUUUGACAAGUUAGUUGAGUUAAUCCCCGCAAAAUUCUAUCUGCCCAAUGAUGAUAAGGAUAAGCCAUGGUUUCAGGGCCUCAGCAAGGCCGAAAAAGCUUUGGCAAAGAAGGAAUCAAGGGAGAACAUUAAAAAAGCUCGAAGAGAUCGUUUGGAUCCAGAAAAGUCUUCUGCAACAACCCUUGAUUUGCUAAAGCAAAGUUUGGAGAAAGAACAAUUGAAUGAUAGUGAUGAUGAGGAAAUAGAAAUCAAGCCUAUUCUUUCUGGCAUUGAAGGUGAAGAUAAUAAUCGGCAGGUGACAUUAGAGGAACUUCGGCAACGGCUGCAUCUAAAAAUUGAACAGACUAGAGCAAAUAGGAAUUCCGAAGAUUCCAACAGAGCAAAGAAAAGGAAUGAGAGAGAAUACAGAAAUGGAAUUCAGCAGAAGAAACGCAAGAGGGACUCUGUUUAUGACGAAAAGAAACCAACAACUAGUAGUUCUGCAGAUCAAAUUGGUAAGGAUAUAGCAGAGGCUUCAAAGGAACUUGCAUUUACUCAUGUCAAACUUGGGGAUGAGGAAGAGCUUGGCAAGAAGAAGAAGAGGAAACUUUCAAAGAUGAAGGAGCUUGAAAGGGCAAAGAAAUUUAAAGAAGCGAGGGAAGAUCCUGAAAAAGGUCUGGUUAUCUCGAAGAAGCAUUCGUGGAAAGCGGCAACGAGUAGAGCAGCUGGGAUUAAAGUUCAUGAUGAUCCAAGUCUGUUGAAAAGGAGUAUACAAAAGGAGAAGAAGAGGCAUCAGAAGAAUGCUGAGAAAUGGUCGGAGAGGCUGCAGACCACACGGAAGAUGAAAGCAGAGAAACAGCAAAAGAGGUCAGAAAAUAUAGCACAGAAGAUUCACGAGAAGAAAAUGCGUCGAAUUGCAAAGAGAGAGAAAAAGCUAAUGCGUCCUGGAUUUGAAGGUCGAAAGGAAGGUUUUAUAAAUGAAGGUUCACGUUAAGGUUCUUCCUCCUGAAGUUUAUAAAUUUCUGCCUCUUUUAGUGCCUUUUUUGCUUUACUCUUAAAUCAAUUGCCCUAAACAGGUUAUCAAAAUUCAGGGAAAAUCUUAUUUCGGGGAUUCUACUACAUAGAACCCCCUGCCUCCCUCCUCUCUUCCUAUUCCCCUGUUUAACUACUACUACUACUACUACUUCUACUAGAUCAGUACUGUUGAAGAGUCCAUUUUUACAUGUUUGUGGCUGAUGUUAAAUGGUGUUUUUUAGCACGAAGGAAGUGUUAUUGUUUGAAUAUCAUCUUCUGUAUGUUAUUUGAGGUUUCAA
Molecule: messenger RNA, 1510 nt
Organism: Juglans microcarpa x Juglans regia
Lineage: Eukaryota; Viridiplantae; Streptophyta; Magnoliopsida; Fagales; Juglandaceae
Product: ribosomal RNA-processing protein 14-like
Exons: 2
Coding region: 136-1191 (351 amino acids)
Biological process (GO): ribosomal large subunit biogenesis; ribosomal small subunit biogenesis
Cellular component (GO): nucleolus
Molecular function (GO): RNA binding; DNA binding
Source: RefSeq, a predicted model, not a curated record